Cherax quadricarinatus is the source of this 1585-nucleotide messenger RNA. RefSeq lists its product as uncharacterized. Lineage: Eukaryota; Metazoa; Arthropoda; Malacostraca; Decapoda; Parastacidae. Gene Ontology annotation, cellular component: chitin-based extracellular matrix. Gene Ontology annotation, molecular function: structural constituent of chitin-based larval cuticle. The record is from RefSeq and is a predicted model, not a curated record.
UACUCUGGUCUCAGCCUCUGUAGCAGAGAUUUAGAGUCCUCCCUCUCGCCCCGCACAUCCUCCUGAACCUGCUUCAGGCCAGAUCUUUUCCCAGUCUCUCCUGCAGUUAAGAGUUAUCACCAGCCGUGUAAACCAGCGCCUCCACCACUAUGUUUAAACUGGUUCUCUGUUUGGGCUUAGUGGCGACCGUUCGCACGCAACAGUCUCUGUUGACGCAGCAGCCUCUGUUGACGCAGCAGCCUCUGUUGACGCAACAGCCUCUGUUGACGCAACAGCCUCUGUUGACGCAACAGCCUCUGUUGACGCAACAGCCUCUGUUGACGCAGGAAAGGUUCCUGCAGCAACCUGUGGUGGUACAACAGCAACCACUGCAGCAGCUGUCUCUAACUCAACAAGAUUCCCUCUUAGUGCAAGAUCCGCUUCUCUUAGACCAGGAAACUUUGUCGUUGCAACAACAGCCACUGGUACUGGAGCAAGAUUCAUCACUGCAAGGACCACUUAACUUGCAGCAAGAAUCAUUCAUCUUGCAACAGCAGCAACAACAACCACUAGCGGUGCAGCAAGAACCUCUUAUAAUAGAUCAAACAUCCCUCGGAAACCAGCAAAGAGUAGUUCGUCAGCGGCCAAUUCUCAGUCCCCAGCAGCAGCAGCAAGUUCUACAGCAGCAGCUGCUGGCUAUCCGUCGGCAACAGGAAACUCUUCGUCUGCGCGAGGAACGUCGCAGGCAGCAAGAACGAAGACAACAACUCGAACUCGCGCGUCUGAGGCAGCUUCGUCGCCAGCAGGCAGCACUUCGACUGCGGCAGGCGCAGCUACAGCGAGCACAGCUGCUGCAGACGCAGUCGCAACUGGAGAGGGCACAGCUGCUGAAGAACGAGGCGCAGCUGUUGCAGACUCGGGCACAGCUCCAGCAGGCGGAGUCACAGUUGCAGAAUCGGCAAGCGUUGAGGCCUGCUGUACCUAUCCUUGAAGAUCAGCGUGACGGCCCCUUCCAAGACGGCUCUUACUACUUCACGUUCUCCACCGGGGACGGCAUCCUGCGGGAGGAAGGAGCCCGGCUCACCAGCCCCGUAACCCACGAAGUCACAGGAUCUUACUCGUACACGGCGCCCAACGGCAAGCUCAUCAUCAUGGAGUACAUCGCUGACGAGAAUGGCUAUCGUGCCUUUCCUGUGCACUCAGGCAGACCCAGCUUAGUGAACCGACCUCAGCGCAUCCCGGUACCUCCACCAUACCGCCCACCCUUGUCUCAGACCCUCGACCAGUCCUUCAGUGACCGGUCGACAGCUUUCAAGAGGAGUCCUGACCAGUCUGUCAGUCAGCUGGACUUACAGAAUUCUCACAAUAACCAGCAGCAAGAAGAUGACCGUGAACAGUCUUCAGCCUCUGAGGAAGAAAUUGAUUUGUAAGAAUGGAGACUAAUCUUCGUCACUGCUGUCUACCCAGACUCUCAGCUCCACCGGAAGUGAAACUAUUAGUAUCGUACUCUUUUAGACUUUAAGCAUUGAUAUCAGCCUCUAACUACUAUUCUGGAUUAUGUAUUAUUUUAUGUAUGAAUUCCAAAUUUUCAUAGCAAUAAACUAGU